Molecule: messenger RNA, 15593 nt
Organism: Coregonus sp. 'balchen'
Lineage: Eukaryota; Metazoa; Chordata; Actinopteri; Salmoniformes; Salmonidae
Source: the annotation of a GenBank genome assembly
UAUGACGUCGUCAGCCGAAGCUCGGAGGUGUUUAUUGUUCCUUCCCAUCGAAGAUAGAACGAAGACUAGCGAGGCAAAACGCUAACGAUUACCGAUACAAUUUUCAUACAGUUUCAAGUAGCGAAGCCACAGUAAACGGCCGAGGCAGGUUGACACAGGACCCAGUGGCCAUGGCAUAUGCUUACCUCUUCAAAUACAUCAUUAUCGGAGAUACGGGUAAGUAGUCACUGGUAGCAAAGAUUGCUAACGGAGCUAGCAGCUAUCUUUUAUUUCCGCAGUGGUGGAGAGUCCAGUGACGUGGUAAAAGCGGAGACGCAAGGGUUGGGAUGACAUAUCUAUUUAUCGCUUGCUAACAUCGUUAAUAGUAUGCCAUUCGCUUGUCUUUAACGUGAAAUAGAAAACAUUAUUUGCACAAUUUGUGGUCAGCUAGUGUGCUAAUUUAGCAACUGUUGACAUCACAUCCAACAAGCUGACGGCCUACUGUCUUUCCGCUGUGCGUUGUGAGAGUGGUGUUAUGCUACCGUACUAGGCUAACGUCGUUGGUUGGUUAGCUAGCUAGCUACUGUAGCUAACGUUAGCUGUUUACAGCGACAUCAAUAACCGUUAUCUAAUUUGACACCCCUCCACAACAUGGGUGCUUGCACAGACCAUGUCAGCCCCUUUGGACUCAUUCACAUCAAUGUUUUGGGCUUUCUGUUUUUUUGCGAGCUUGUAACUGAGCCACAAAGCAAGGCCACAAGCGUCAAGUCCUCUCCCUCGAAAUUGAGUUUUACAGAGUUUUGGUACGGUUGCCUACGGCCGCCUCCAUGGCUAGGGUUUUACUGUAGCGGUCUUUCAUGGUCGUGUUUAACUGAGAUAAUGUACUCUUACACGGGUGUUGCGUCAAUAAUGUUACGCAGUUUGCUGUCAUUUGUUGUUGCUAGAUGAGGGCCUAGAACAGUAACCGAGGAAAUAUCGUGGAUGCUGCCAAAGCAAGCCUAUAUAUAUUUGACAGAUAACUUCCUGUAGGUUGUUAGAAGCACUCAACGUAGGUACUUGUUUAUCAAAAACAGUGCAACUAGCUGUGUGCUUCAUCAUCUUAUUUGGUUAGAUCAGUGUUAUUAUACAUAUUUUGCUUAACAGCUCAACCUGGAUCCUUGUUGAAAUAGCCUAUUAGCUCUGCAUUUUUCCCAGUGCAAAAGAGAUACUGAGAUAGGUUACCUUUAACUAUCUCUGACUAGAGAGAAUGUCAGUGUAUGAUGACGCAGAGAAAUAAACACAUGUCGCUGGUCCACCUGACAUGAAGUGUACCUGUAACCUGGUUAGUAUCUCAAGUCCACAGAGAGUGAUGCUUAGACUUCCAUCACUUCAGUGAUUGAUCACUAAGGCCUGUACAUUCAAGGGUGUAUGAGGCCUUUAAAAGUAACAACUUACUGAUUUACUCUGUUUAAAAGUAUCAGUGAAGUGUAUCCUACACACAGGAAAGCCAAAAACAUAUUUAGCAGCAUGAGCCCCUGCAUUUCUCUAAGAUGAAAGGGCAGAAUUCGACUUGAAGUAUUUGUUGACAGCAUAUCAUAUGAUGCUUGUUUCAAUACCAGAGACGCCAUUACCAACCCAAAACUCAGCGGUUAGCGUUUGGGAGUAGUACAGAUCUGUCAGUGCAUUAUUUUCCAGACUUGCCUACAUCCAGGAGAGUGUUUAAUUUUUUAUUUUUUUUUAUUUAACCUUUAUUUAACCAGGUAAGCCAGUUGAGAACAAGUUCUCAUUUACAACUGCGACCUGGCCAAGAUAAAGCAAAGCAGUGCGAUUUAAAAACAACAACACAGAGUUACAUAUGGGGUAAAACAAAACAUAAAGUCAAAAAUACCACAGAAAAUAUAUAUACAGUGUGUGCAAAUGUAGCAAGUUAUGGAGGUAAGGCAAUAAAUAAAGAGUUAGGCCUACUCCUUAAGUUUAUUUGUGUAAUUACUCAUUACUAGAGUUUCCUGACCAGAAACUAGGGCCAUGAGUUUUUAGUUCACAGGAAAAAAAAAUCCCAGCCCUACUUAGAAAUACUAUUGCAACAGCUCAGCCGCAAACGGGCCCGCUGAAGCUCGUAGCACGUAAAAAUUGUCUGUCCUUGGUGCAACACUCAUUACAGAGUUCCAAACUGCCUCUGGAAGCAACGUCAGCACAAUAACUGUUCGUCGGGAGCUUCAUGAAAUGGGUUUCCAUGGCCGAGCAGCCGCACACAAGCUUAAGAUCACCAUGCGUAAUGCCAAGCGUCGGCUGGAGUGGUGUAAAGCUUGCCGCCAUUGGUCUCUUGAGCAGUGGAAACGCGUACUCUGGAGUGAUGAAUCACGCUUCACCAUCUAGCAGUACGACGGUCGAAUCUGGGUUUGGCGUAUGCCAGGAGAAUGCUACCUUCCCGAAUGCAUAGUGCCAACUGUAAAGUUUGGUGGAGGAGGAAUAAUGGUCUGUGGCUGUUUUUCAUGGUUUGGGCUAGGCCCAUUAGUUCCAGUGAAGGGAACUCUUAACGCUACAGCCUACAAUUACAUUCUAGACAAUUCUGUGCUUCCAACAGUUUGGGGAAGGCCCUUUCCUGUUUCAGCAUGACAAUGCCCCUGUGCACAAAGCGAGGUCCAUACUGAAAUGGUUUGGCGAGAUCGGUGUUGACUGGCCUGCACAGAGCCCUGACCUCAACCCCAUCGAACACCUUUGGGAUGAAUUGGAACGCCGACUGCGAGCCAGGCCUAAUCGCCCAACAUCAGUGCCCGACCUCACUAAUGCUCUUGUGGCUGAAGUCCCUGCAGCAAUGUUCCAACAUCUAGUGGAAAGCCUUCCCAGAAGAGUGGAGGCUGUUAUAGCAGCAAAGGGGGGGACCAACUCCAUAUUAAUGCACAUGAUUUUGGAAUGAGAUGUUCGAUGAGCAGGUGUCCACAUAUGUUUGGUAAUGUAGUGCAAAUUGCCUGGAUUCAUGCGAUAACAAUAAAUAGAACGAUACGUUUGUCUCUCCCGAGUGGCGCAGUGGUCUAAGGCACUGCAUCGCAGUGCUAGCUGUAGCACUAGAGAUCCUGGUUCGAAUCCAGGCUCUGUCGUAGCCGGCCGCGACCGGGAGACCCGUGGGGCGGCGCACAAUUGGCCCAGCGUCGUCCAGGGUAGGGGAGGGAAUGGCCGGCAGGGAUGUAGCUCAGUUGGUAGAGCAUGGCAUUUGCAACGCCAGGGUUGUGGGUUCGAUUCCAGUAUAAAAAAUAAAAAUGUAUGCACUCACUAACUGUAAGUCGCUCUGGAUAAGAGCGUCUGCUAAAUGACGUAAAUGUAAUAACAAUGUGCACCACAGUAAAAAAAAAAUAGCCCUUAAACUAUUACUACUGGUUUGAUGGUUGUAGCCAUCAAUGGUCCCAUUAACAAUCACCCAUAUUAGCAAACUUAUUUCAUUUCAAACUUCACAUUUCCCUAGGAUAGGGUACUUAUCGUAAUGAACGAUAUCAGCAAAAUGUCUGCGAUAAGUGAUCGGUAUGGUUGGUGUCAAUAUCUUUCAGUUUAUCGUCCCAGCUCUAUGCUCUGUACACAUUUAAGUAGCCUAGGCCCAUGUCCCUUUCUGUCCAAAAAUUAUUUUACGCCUAGACCUCAGCAUCUAGCUAAUUAGUAGAAAGACAAUCAUUAAACAUCUAUAAAUGAGAGUUUUCCCUCUCUGAACGCAGGCAUGAAAGACAGAGCAUACUGGGAGCAGAUAUCACUCCUGUUGUCCUCUCUGCCUCUGAUACUAAGCCUAGCAGUAAACAGACUUGUCCAGUUGUAACACCACAGACCUGUGUCAUCCCCUGGCUUCACUGUGGGCCAUCAUGUGAGCACCUGCAACCCAAGCUAUCAAAUUGCUCACUCCCAUUCUACAUGACUGCAGUUUAGGUAUGGCUAUCCCAGCUGAUGGAGCUGUUAGAUAUAUCCUGUUGGUUAAUAGGCUAGAUGAGGUGAUUGUGGAGAAUCCCCACCUGUCCAAAAGGAUGGGUGUUUUUCUCAGCCUCCAUAACCUAGUGUUUUCACAAUGGAUUAAAUGGCAACUUUGUUUAUUUUCACACCAGUGCCAAAUCAAAUGCAGAAUUUCAAUGAGUGAAGUUUUAUUUGUCAUAUGCACAGAAUACACAUGGUACACAGUACAAUGAAAAGCUUUUUGGCAUAUCAUUAAAAAGCAACAGCUGUUUUCAAAGAACCAUAUGCACCACAGAACACUAGAUAGAAUCACACUUCAAAGUAUGGUAUGCUCAUCUCAUUAUUUUCACCAUAGCAAUUAGCCUACAGGUUGCUUAGGCUAAUCUUUGAUUUGGCAGGCCUGUCUAAUUGAACUAGCAGUACCACUGUUUGUUUGACGAUAAUGACCUGACCACUAAAGAACCAGAUGCACACAUCUAUUCAGAGCUAGAGGCUGAUUGGCUAGCAGGUGCAUGGUAAUGUUGUGUAAUGGUGACUUUGCUUUGUUGUUUCUGUACAUCCUUCUCAUGAUGUCUUCCAUCACCCUGGCUCCCCUGCUUAGCAACGCCGGUGGUAACCCAUAGAAACACUAAUGAAAGCCUUCUCUGGUGUCCUGAAGGUUUCACCUGUUUGUAGGGCUUUGACGAUACCAGUAUCAUCUCAAUAUUUUUUCCAUGGCAAAAAUGAAAACACUAAGCAGACAACUCUUUGGUCCUUCAAAAACCUGCUGUAUGUAAAAUAUUGUGUGCUAUAGCUUGGAAAAUAAAUAAAUAUGACUCUGGAUGACAACAUAAUGAUGUUUGUUUCCAACAUUAGGGCUGUUUUCCUACAGAAGUUAAACCUGCUUCGUGCUGCGUUUCCUUUUCCACAAUACUAACGAGUAUCGCGAUACCGGUAUCGUCCCAGCCCUACUUGUUUGCAUUGUAACCAUGUGUUGCUGCACACAGCUUUUCACAGGUCCCUCCUCCACUGUAUGGCGGUGUGUUUCACGGUCACAUUUGAUUAUUUUCUCUCACACAGGAGCACAUCACACAUUAUUUUUAGGCCUGAGUCUACAAAGAAUUGAUUUGGCUACCAAUCAUUAGGCACAUUUUUGCAGUCAUUAUAGUCUGUGCUACCUAGGAGUAUCUUGGUUUCAUCACACCAAACAACCUCAUGAGUCAUGGCAUUUGACAUUAUGGAUAACAUAGCCGGCCCUAUCAGGAGCGUCCUCAUCAUGUUGACAUGGCCUCUAAUAUAGGUCCUUCUGAAGAAACUAUCUUGAAAGAAAUCACUCUUCUUAACCACAGAUCUAAGAUCAGAUAACACUAUCCCACUCCCAAACUGAACCAUUGAGGGGAUGUAACAAUAUCUGACCCUGAAUCUGUGGUUUACAGCAUCCUCUAACUACUCCAGAAAUGCAUGAUAAUCAGAAUUCUACUUGUUUGACCAGCCACCUGCCAGAAGCAUCUUGAUAUGCUAACUAGAGCGAAGGCUCCAGCAGGACUGACUGAGCUUUUCUACCAUUGUGUGGGUGUAGGGCCUGAUACAGUCUGACAUUUUACUCUCUCUUUCUAUUACUCUGAUGUCUAACAUCAUAUUAAAGACUGAGAUUCAGUGACUUUCAUGUGCGUGAGACCAGAUGCUGGAAAUUGCCAGGGACUUCACAAUACGAUAUUAUCAUGAUACUUAGCUGCUGCUAUGAUAUGUAUUGCAAAUCUCACGAUUCUAUAUAUAUUGCGAUUUGAUAUUCCAAACGUAUUGCUCACUUAUAUGUCUGCUGCAGAGAGACGAGAGAGCAUGAGAAAAUGAGUUUUGAUCAGUCAUGGAAAUAAGUGCUGAAAACAUGUUGGCUCACUAUUUAAAAAGAAGAUGGAGGACAAGCUAUAUGAUGAAAAGUACCAGAGUUUUGGCAUAGGUUCAGCCGACUAGCGUGGUUGGUUUUACAAAGCGUGUGUGUGUGACUUGCCAAUGUUAGUCGUGGGCAAUUCCACAGUAAUGGAAUUACGCUGAGACUCAGAUUUUUCACUUUAAAAUGUGUGCCAAACAAAAUCCAUUGAUUUCAACGUUUAACAAACCAUCCAACAAGGAAUACUUUUAACAAUUUACACAGAAAAUUUGGCUAAAACACAUUUACUUGGAAGAACAGUGCAGAUGCAACGUUUGCUAACAGAUUAAACUGUCAUUUUGUUAUCAAACUUUGCAUCUUCACUGUAAUUCCAAUAAAUGUGUUUUUGUCAAAUGUUCUGUCUGAAUUGUUAAAAGUAAUCCUUGCGCAUAGAGUUGUAUGGUUUGUUAAACUUUGAAAUUUAUAAGUGAAAAAUCUGAGUGUCAGCAUAAUUUCCUUACUGUGGAAUUGCCCCUAUGCAGACGGAGUGACUAUUUGUUCCUCUGUUUUUAAAUGCGCAUGUUGUUUUGUUUUGCAGGUGUGGGGAAAUCAUGCCUAUUAUUACAGUUCACAGACAAGCGGUUUCAGCCGGUGCACGACCUCACUAUCGGUAAGGCUCCUCUAUAUCACACGUCAUUAUUCAUUAUAAGGUUUAACGACCGACUGUGAUUGAAAUGUAUCCUGCAUAUAUUAUAUUAUAUUAUUAUUAUUAUUAUAUUAUAUUAUAUAUCCGCACUGCCUAGCUGUACUGGAGGGACCUCAGUUAAAUCAUCUCAUCAUUCGGCUCAGAUCCCCUCAUCGUAUUCAUUCAUUUCUAAAGGAUUUUCAUCCCUCGCCUCUGGUCUAACCUGUGAAGAUGAGGGAGAUGUGUUGGCAUUAGGAGAGAGCUGGAUGUAUUAGCAUUUUAAUGAUUUCAUGUGUACCGGUUUGGCCAGUGUCUGACAGUGUAGUAGAUGAGACCAUCUCAGCUGUAACCAUUAUACACCAUUUGGCUUUUAGCUAGGGCGUAUUUGUGGUGGAAGCAGGUAGCUAGCUUAUGAUUAAGACCAGGUCUUUUCCCUGACCAAAUUACCUGACCAUUAAACACUAGCCUAGAACUAGGGCCCAUGUUUUUUUUUCUGGUCAGAUCACGUGGUCAUGAAAAACUCCUGGACCAACUCAGUGUUUUCAGCAGGAGUUGUAGACUGACAGUUUAACCUGGUGGUGGUGGGUGUCUUUCCCAGGUGUGGAGUUUGGGGCGAGGAUGAUCACUAUAGACGGUAAACAGAUCAAGCUGCAGAUCUGGGACACGGUAAGAUACCUGCCCUGUACCACAUGAACAGAUGUGAUUUUACCUGAAUACAGGCGACUCCUUGGUGGUAUUCAUUAGGGCACAGUGUAGCACAAUAUUUCAAAACGUUGUGCAACUGAAAUUGACGUUGUGCAACGCCUUGGGACUGUUUGUGAUAGCAUCCUGUUAUCCGGAACGAUUAAGUAAAAUGUAUUAAUGUCCUGCCCAGAGUGGCUGAAAACACGCUUUGGUCAUUUCACUUCCUUAUGUUAUAAACACAUUUACUAAGACAACUGUGAUUCAUAUAUGAUGAAUUAACAUUAUAUCCAAAAAGUCUGAUUUUGUAACCUAAUACUACAUCCGAUAAUAAGCACAAGCUCUGUUGACAGAGCGGUGCCGCUUUCUCGCUGCGACUUUUGAGGAUUUUUACAUGUGGUGGUCGUCUGCAAAGUUGUUUCCGCGGGUCGCAAAAAUUACAUGACAUGAGUGGAAUUAUUUGUAAAAGGCUUUGAAAAUAAAUAAAAACAAGUUACGCUCAGUGGUCCGUUGACAUUUCAGACAUACGCUUGUUUUUGUGAGACAUUUUCGAACAAUAACAGGAAUUUCGCAUUAAUGAAAAGCGUAUACUAAAAUAUGUAAUGUCUCAAAAUCGAUAUCAAUCUUACCUCUAUUGUUUUAUGUCCUCCGGAUUUGGAGAAGAAAGAUGACGAGUCCAACGGUGAGCCUCUCAGGUAGUCUUAACUCUCUCACAGCAUCCAGUCUAGCUGACGCAAUGCUAAUUUCAUGGUUUCUGACCACUUUUUUUGUCACCCUAAUCUUGGCCAUCCUACAAGGAUAAACACUAAAAAUGUUGAACAGAUUAUGAUAGAGAUUGAGGUUUGGACUACUGGUUUUCUUAGAGGAGUGUCUACACAAUUAACAUAUUAUUUUUCAAAAAAAAAUUUUUUUUAUUGGACACCCUAAAUGUAUCUAGUAUUAUACUGUCCCGAUUCAAUUAAAUGGAACUUGAAUUUAUCUGAAUUGCACUUAUCAGGAGUAAACUGUAAUCAUUAAUGUAUGAAUACUGUUUUUCAAAGUGAUAAAAAUAUUUUCCACGUAGUGAUGAUCGCAUCUAUAUCGUAUGAUGCCAGUGGCACCCACUCACAGUGUGUAAUUCACCCAAUUUAACCCAACAAGUCUAAUAAGUUGUAUUUUCUUUGAAGUCUUAAACACACACAGCAUUUAAAUAGUCUUAAAUAUUAGAUCCAAUAUGGUGUAUCUCCCUAAUGGACUCUUGUACAGCAGGACUAGCUAUUUUUUCCCCCUUUGACAUGUAGUGAACAUUUCGUUCAGCACGUGUGUCAGCAUGGACAUGUUGCAAAGGAAAAUAAUGACAGCGCCUACACAACAGCAUGUCAGUUCGCUGUUCACACGUUUCACCCUCUUUUCAAAUAAUCUCUCAGCUUUGUCCUUGUGAGAAGUUUUCUAUUUUGAAUUUGACUGGUGUUUUAGAAGUGAAGUGUGAAGUGAUAAUUAAGAUUUCCCAUUGUGGCCUUCUGGUGAUUCCCUGUGCAGUGCUGAGAAAAUAUGAACACAACAGGAGAUUAUCUGGUGUAGGAGUAGUAUGACAAUUGGCCUGUAGGGGGAGACACAGCCCUACAAAUACGAAUAGAAUCCACAGCAGUAAAGCUGAUGGAUGGUGGUGGUGGUCCUAGGCCCUAGAAAGGCCUUCUGGGCCACAGAUGUAGAGCCUGCUGCUGCUGUGUGCUUACUAGGCCACAUGGUAACUUGGGUGCAUUUUGGUUGAUGUAAAGGGGAAAGGCUGGAAUUCAGCAGAAAUAGAUGCGGAGAGAGAUGGGGCGGUAGGUAGCCUAGCAAGCGGUUAGUAACUGAAAGGUCGCUGGUUCGAAUCACCGAGCCGACCAGGUGAAAAAUCUUCCGAUGUGCCCUUGAGAAAGGCACACAACCCUAAUUGCUCCUGUAAGUCACACUGGAUAAGAGCGUCUGCUAAAUGACGUAAAUGUAAUAUCUGGAGAUAAAAACGACAACCUUUGAUUGCGAACUUUGGUUAUCAACCUAAUAAAAUCUUAUGGGUAUUUUCAACACACCACUAUGAAUAUCCCUUCCAUUAGAAGACAGUCACAAUCAAACACAGGGUGUGUGUACUGGCCGUGUAGCCUUAUCAGUGUGUGGGUGUCCGUGUGUGUGAGCACUGGAGGAGGAGCCGGGAGGCACUGCCUGCCCUGGGGGUGAUGUAAUAGCCCAAAUCUGCAUUUCUGGCCUUCCUGUAACCUUUGAGCUCUGGCAGAUGGCAGGCAUAAAAGUGUCAUUCAUCAUUUAUUCACAAUGGCCUCCAUUAGCUCCAAUGUUAGCAGCUGCCUCGGGGGACUGUUGCCACGGACUAACUGAGGGACUGACUGGGCCUUAUUGAAUUCAAAUGUGCUAGAGCGUUAGCUGCCUGGCUCGCACUCACCUGCUGCUAGGCCAGAGGAGAACAGAAUCAAGGCUCAAUAGUCCUCAGCCGUUAGCCAGGGAAGAGGGAAGCCAUCUUAUAACACAAUGACAAUAGUAUCUAUCGACAGAUCUGGUCUGCCUGCCUGCUAUACAAACCAACACUGACUGUGGAGAGCGAGAGAAUGGGGAGUUGUGAUUGGCCAAAGUGGUAGAAUGUUAUAUUAUGGGCUGUGUGGAACACAGUAGGCCCCUUGUUUGUGAGGAGUCAGUCAGUCAGGGAUGCAGAGAAAGAGAGGAGCCUUUUGUACACAGUGACAGGGGCUUGCCUGUGCUCUGCCAAGCUGCAGAGGGAAAACCAGGAAGCUUGGUUUUGGAGUAAUGGCUCUCUAGUUGGGAAUUUCUAUGGUGUUAGGAAUGUGUAUAGAUUAGGGAAAGGCACUGGGAAACCUGGACUGGAGGAGUGGGGUAGGCACUAGGCAGGUCAUGAAUGAGUAAAACAUUGCUAGUUCCAGGAGUUUUUCAGGACUUGGGCUCAUAAAAAAAACCCUGACCCUACUAAUACGGUAUACCAGACACUGUAUUGGUAUGAACAGCAUUUGGUCUGUCCCAACGUACCCUUGAGCACUUAGAGUAAGACUCCUUUAAGAGUUGAUACUAUAUUCAGCUUACUACUACUGUUUUUCCCUGCUGUGUGCUCACUGCGCUGCGUUGUAGUGCGCUGCCAGACUCCGGACGUGCAGUCUCAUUCAAAUAUGCUAAACCAUCGUUUGUGACAUCACGAUGUCGUCACCAUCGACGAUGGCUGUCAAACAAUCGUCGAUAGACGAUGCAAUCGUAAAAUAGCCUAACCCUACUACUACUGCUACUACUGUUUUGUAGUACUGCUGGCUCUUCUUUGUACCCUUUAACUAUAGGUUGCUAUGCUUCUGUGCUGAGGUUUGUCUUUGUUUUAACUGAGCAUCUGUGUGUGUGUACUAUGUCUGUUUGUCUUUGGUGCUAAUUGUGUGUGUGUGUUUCUCAGGCCGGCCAAGAAUCCUUCCGCUCAAUCACCCGGUCCUACUACAGAGGGGCAGCCGGUGCCCUGCUAGUGUACGACAUCACAAGGUCAGUCUGGUAGCCAUUUUCUCCCCAGGCCUUAUCAUUCUAUAUAAACACUAGGGCUACUUUGGCAACUAAGUCAACUUUCCUCACCCAAGGUCCUACCCUACGGUUCAGGUCACGACUGUUGCUCUUAACAAAUAAUGGAUUUUUAAUGCUUUUGUGUAGGAGGAAAGGUCAUCUCUUAUCCAGCUAAUUCAGUUUAACCAUAGUUCGAGCGACUGAGAUUGAUGUUUGUAUAAUACAUUUGGGAUUUCAUUGAAUGCAAUGUCUCCCACCCAAUGUCCUUAUUUUGCUCAUGUAGGUCAAAUUUUGUUGUUACGGAAGGGACCUACAUUCACCUAAUGAAUUACGUUAGUUUACUAGGAAAGGACAAUGUAUUGUGUUCUUAUGCUCAAUGUUGCUCGUCUGUUCCUGUUUUACAGAAGGGACACCUUCAACCACUUGACAACGUGGUUAGAGGACGCUCGCCAACAUUCCAACUCCAACAUGGUCAUCAUGCUCAUUGGGAACAAGAGGUCAGAUUCAUCUCCUUGUCACUCAUGGUUACCAAACAACCCUGUCAUGGUUGUCAUGGCUACUAAACGUGUUACUAAACUGGGUGCGCCUCAAAGGUCUGAAAUGGCACCCUUUCGUCAUUUCCUCUUCUUCAUCAAUAUAUCUGAAAGUGUAGGUUAUGUAAAAUCAAAAUGGUGGAUGCUUGAGUGUGUAAUUUGCUUUCACCAGGUCAAUUUUAUGAUACAAUUGCCGAUGAAGGAAAGGAAAAAGGGAGCGGAAGUCAUUUUUGACAAUUGAGAUGCACCCACCCAGUUUCACAGCCCCUGCUCCCUGUGUGUGCUCUUGUCUCCUCUAGUUAGAUGACAUAUCUCCUAACUGGCAAAAGUGACAGAAUGAAUUAACAGAUAAUUUGGUGCAAAACACAAGACCAUACUAGCGUAACACAGGGCUAUGGUACUGUGUAUAUCAACUGUGGGUUUUUUGUUCACAUAGUGACCUGGAGUCCAGGAGAGAGGUGAAGAAGGAGGAGGGAGAGGCCUUUGCCAGAGAGCACGGCCUCAUCUUCAUGGAGACCUCCGCCAAGACUGCAUCCAACGUAGAAGAGGUACCUCUUGCUCACACUGUGCUAUUUAUUGUGUGUGUGUUAUGUCAACAUCAUUUUCUCACACUCACACGUUUGCCUAUUAAUAUACCCCCCUUUCUUGCUCUGACAAAUAUACACACACACACACACACACACACACACUCCAAUGCACACAUGCAUGUCUGUUCUCCAGUGUGCUGGGUAGCCAGGCUCUAUUUCUGAGGAUUUAAGGCAUGGAGAGACUGGUUUAUGGAAACCCCCUCCCCCUGCAGAAACCCCUGGUAUGAUUAAUUUGUCUCAUUAGUGUCCCCUGAAUCCUCCCGAUACCUCUCCUCCUCCAUCUCCUUCCCCCUCUCCCUCACUGCGACGUGACGUGUACAUCGCCCACUUAUAGCUCAUCCAUAUUCAUAACGUCCCCUCCCCUGUCCUCCGCGACAGCCGAAAGCCAAUCAGGCCUCAUCUUUUAGACGGUAUGGUGGGUGGGUGGACAUUCUUUAUAUUUCAUUGACCCUGUGCUCCUACAGUAAGCACUAUAUGAAGAGAGAUGUGCUCUCUGCCUGUGCUGAGGCUAAUGCUGGGUCCCUGGGUUAUGCCCUGGGCCUCUAUGGCCAGGUGGGGGCGCUCUGCCUCAGGCGGAGGGAAACACAUCUGUUGCUGUUUAACAUAUUAAUGCGUGAAGAGGCAGGGAGGGUAGAGACAGGACCAGGUCGGGGUCUCCUGAGCUGAGGUGGACAUUUGUUUUCAGAUUCUGCAGCAGGCCUCAUUCCGUGCUAAAAAUAUGAAUUUCAGUCAGCAUUUACUGUAGAGGAGGGCCCUGCCCUAGACUCGUUUUUGAGGUGUACAUAAGGUUAUGAUUAUACGGCCUAAACUGGGGUGUAAAUUCAGGCUAAAACUAAGGCUAAAACUCCCAAUUCAAUGGUCUUCAAAUGUUUGUACUGUACAACCGAAAGAAACUGAUCAUCUCUGUUUAUACGUCUGCUCGCGUCGUUUGUACAGCGGAGCGCUGUAGAUUUAUUUUCUGUGGCAACAAGCCAGAGCCUCAUGAGCUAAUGCUACUCAUCCUAAACUCCUGUAUAUCCCACUCUUUAGGGCUUAUUCAGUCAACGAGACCCACAUAUAUUGGUUUGAUUGGUCCGAGGCUUGAUAUCUGGCAGGCUUGCCGAUUUUUAUAAUCUAUUAUAACUGUCACGUCUAGGUUGUGUGGAUUUUAGCUCUGAUCCUGUACUAAUUAGUCUAUGUCUUUCUUCUUUUCAGGCAUUCAUCAACACAGCGAAGGAGAUAUACGAGAAGAUUCAGGAGGGUGUCUUCGACAUCAACAAUGAGGUAAUUUGACAUGAGAGAAACACAUUUGGUGUCCAUUUUGUACACUGCAGCUUUGACAAAUACCAUCUUCUUGACAUAUCUUGACUUUUUCGUUAUAAGUCAUCAACUGAGGUAUGGCCAAGUGGUCAAACGCCCUUGCUCCCUUCGUAGUGGCCUAAGCCCACGUCAUAAACAGAGUGAAGAGGAGUAAAUAAGGAUAAAACCUUGACAGAACAGCCAUUGGAUAUAGUCCUAUCUAACAAAGGUCAUUUUGAAGGCCAGAACGCCAUUGUGUUAGCUAGCUAACCCUAUUACGUAGCCACAUAGUUCUGAGAGACGAUGCGUCCUUCUCUGCACUUCAUAUUUUGGAGGCAGCGUCUCCGCCUCGGCUUAUUUGCAGCAGCCCACACUCCAUCGCUCUCUAAAGGAGGGAGAGAAGAAGCGGAGCAGGUUCCAGUCUGCCGAGCCAAGCAAAACUUCCACCGUUUCUCCCUUCUCCUCUCCCUCCUUCCCUCUCUCCACUAGCCCUGGCAACUGGCCAGCGCAUAAAUUCCUCACAUCCCACAAGGUUACAGCCAGCCUGAAGGAGGCGAGCCCCUGAGCAGCCAUUGGGUAUGCUUUUUAUUAGAGUAGUAGGAAAGAGUACAAAAAAGAAAGAGGGGAGAGAGAAAAAGCGAGGCCAGGCACACGGUCCAAACCGCAUCAGCUGACUGACGAAGGGGGAAGCCCUGGCUAGAAUCCCCCACGCUCACUGGCAAACGUAGUGAGGAACCCCCUCCACCUCCUCCUCUUCCCUUAACACUAUAAAUCUGAUUUAGAGCGAUGCAGAGUUUCCUUAAGAGCUACUACUACUGCUGAAAGUCACAGCGGCCCAGGCUCACAAUGGAGUGCCGCCUUUCAGCCGUUCUGCGCUCUCUUCAGCCACUGAAGGGCUGGGGAGAUGAAAGCAGUGCAAUGGAUGAAAGUGCUGCUUGCUGCUGCUGAGUGUGCCUGUGUACGUUAGUGUGUGUUUGUGUGGGAGAGAUGAUGUGUACAAAGGACUGUGAGCCAAAGAGAAUUUGCCACCAUUGAUAUUGGUUGUUAUGAUGUCCAUUUCAUCCACCCCAUAAAAACACAAUCCUCAAAUCACACCUGACCACCAUCACGUUCCAUUUUCCUGACUGCCUGAAUCCACUAACCGGUUGCAUUGUGUUGUGGUUUUGUCUCGGCAGGCUAACGGCAUUAAGAUCGGGCCCCAGCACGCUGCCACCAACUCCACUCUCUCUGGUAGCCAGGGGGGUCAACAGGCCGGGGGGGGAUGCUGCUGAACACCCCUCGCCCCCAUGUCUCAUACCCCUCCCAACCACCCCACCUUGCCCCGCCCCUUGCGUUUCUACUGGACUGGUCGGGCUCACUAACAUUUUCUUAACCCCUCCCUCCCCACAGCCUUGCCAACAGAGAGUCUAAUCUUACACUAGGUGGCUGUCAGUCAAAAAUACCAAGCAAAACACGUUAAAGUACCCCGGUCCUGGGGCAAAACGCUCCCCUGUAUAAGAGCAUUGGAGCCUGUCUUGGUUGUAGAUUGAUAGGUUGUUACUAUUGUGGUAAAACAGGCAGGAUGCUUUAGGACCGGGACUCAUCAUAUCUAUCUAUCUGUCAGCCAGUUGUGGAUCAUGUCUCUUGUUGUUUUUUUUUACUCCCAAGUAAGGAUUUUGUUUUGUUUUUCUUUGUGCCCUUUUGACUUAAAAGCUUAAUUGUAUUUAACACUACAAGGUUGGUCAUCGAUAGUAUUUUAAUCGGUUUCAUGUGGGAGAAAGAAAGCUUUGGGAAAGUGGGGUGAACUCGAAGUUUGAAAUAAAAGAGAAGCAACGGCCAUGUCUAAAGUGAAGUUAAAAGAAGAAAAUAGAUAAAAAGCAGGACUGUUUUCAUUCUGUAUUUAUCAGUCACAUUCUGUAUAUAUAGUUAUAGUUAUCCUUUCUUACUUUGGUGUGUGUUGACCAAGCUAGAAUUCUUUGAUGAAUUUGUUGGGGAAAUCUAUACUGUACGAAUAGAGCUUGAAACUGCAACAGUAUUGCUAAAAAAAAACUGCUUUGACACAAUUUUAAGAUAUUUUACGUAAUUGACUUUGUUUGUCCUGCCACCUGCCUUCCUCCUCUCUAUCUCUGUGCCCUAGAUCUACAAUGACUGUGUAUAGAAACUUUGGCUCAAUAUUCUGCAUCUAUCUAUUUUAAUGCCAACAUUUUGUGUUUACCUGUGUUCAAUAACCACAAACCCCAGAAUUUGAUCACCUCUGCUCGGGAAAGAGAUCGCAGCUGUUUGCCUUAAAAUGUAAAUGUAAAUGUUAACGGAAAGAUUGGGACAGCAGAAGAAAAUAUGAGAAAAACAUAAUCAGGUUGCGAAGGAAUCAUUCCAGUAACUACAUUUUGCAUAUUCUUAUACAUGCAUACAUGCUUAUAGACACAUUAUUACAUAAAACACACAUUGCAUACUCUAAAUGUAUACAUGCACAUAUUUAGAAAGUACAUGCAUGCUUAAAUGCAUACAUGUAUACUUACACACACACAAACAAACACGCACACACAACCUGUGUAUGUCUAUUUAUACAUACAAGCCUGCAUAUAUAUAUAUAUAUAUAU